Messenger RNA from Capsicum annuum, 4134 nucleotides. RefSeq lists its product as uncharacterized. Gene Ontology annotation, molecular function: RNA-DNA hybrid ribonuclease activity; nucleic acid binding. Gene Ontology annotation, biological process: DNA integration. NCBI's taxonomy places the organism in Eukaryota, Viridiplantae, Streptophyta, Magnoliopsida, Solanales, Solanaceae. The record is from RefSeq and is a predicted model, not a curated record.
AUGAUCACCAUUGAUGAAGAAUGUAAUUUGGAGGGAACCAUCAUAUCGGCCAGUAUUAAGAAAGAGGUUGAAAUAUCAUCUUUUGUUGUGCCUAUAGUUACCAUCGGGAUGCGAGCGCCAAUUGUUGAAGUUCUUGUGCACAAGCCUACGAUCAUAGCUUUAGUUGCUCAUACACCUUCGUUGGAUACCAAAGCUGUUCCUUGGAAUUACUCGACUGAUGAAAGGAAUAAAGAAAAAGGAAACAUAGUUAUAGAAGCCGCCGCUGCAGUAAUGACAAGAUCUGGGUGUUGUUAUGCCCCUGAAGGUAUUGUACAAGGAAUGCCUAAUAGAGAGAAUAGUCAGAAGAAAGUUGUGACAGAGGCUGAGGUCGAGGAUUUCUGGAGGAAAAUGCCAACUAAGGAGUAUUCUGUUGUGGAACAGUUAAAGAAAACUCCUGCCCAAAUCUCCUUAUUGGCAUUAUUAAUGACUUCUGCAACUCAUAGGAGUGCUCUGGUGAAGGUGCUGAAUGAAGCUCAUGUGCCAACUGAGAUAACUAGCGAGGGUCUUUCAGCUCUGGUGGGACAAAUUUUGGAAUCCAAUAUAGUUUCUUUUCACGAAGAUAAGUUGCCGCCGAAGGGCCUGGGGCAUAACAGAGCAUUGAACAUCACUGUCAGUUAUAAUUUGUUACCUGGAAGACCAUGGAUUCACAGUGCUAGAGCAGCCCCUUCCACCCUGCACCAAACUCUGAAAUUUAUUUGGGAUCAACAUGAGGUUGUGAUUCAUGGAGAGAAAAAUAGUGCUAUCUACCAGGAAAAAUUAGUCCCUAUUAUUGAACGUGUAGAACACCUGGAUGGGUCAGUUUUCCAUGUAAAGGAGAUCAUGUGUACUGCUCAGGUAGAGAACUUAAAGUUACCAUGGGUAAUUAUGAUGGUGGCCUUGGAAAUAUUGAAGAAUGGUUUUGUGCCUGGUUGCGGUCUUGGUGUGAACUUAGAUGGAAUAUUAGAGCCAAUUGAAUUGUUCGGACAGAAGAGCAUAUUUGGUCUCGGGUAUGAUCCCACCCCUAAAGAAGUUUCAUCGGCUAGUCUCAAAAGGAAGGGUGACAUUAUCCUGCCAAAUCCUAUUCCACUCUUGAGUCAGUCAUUUUCCAAAGAUUUUGUUGCCCAAGUAUCAGAAGAAGGCAUUGAAGAAGGCCUCGUUGAAGGAAUCAAAAACUUAUUCAUUGCUGAGGAAGAAGCUGAGUACAACGUGAUUUUGGAGGAUUGCAUUGACACCCUGACCAUCUGGGGUACUGAGCUUGGAGAUGCUUUGAAUAAUUGGACUUGUACCCCAUCCCCGUUUCUUUGGGAAUCUUGCAAGCAAACUAAUAAAUCUGCCAAUACUGUGAAUGUGACUUGUAAUGAAACAAGUGAAAUGAUUCCAAAUAGCGAACAAGACUUUGCGGAAUAUGAAGAAGAUCGGUUGGCAACUGAUCCAUCUUGUCCUUCUGUAAAGCAAAAGCCGAGAAAGAUAAAGCCUGAUUUGAGUCUGAAAGUCAAGGAGGAAGUGUCCAAGAAAUUUGAUGCCAAUGUUAUUCAAGUCACGAAGUAUCUCACUUGGUUAGCCAAUAUUGUGCCCGUGCCAAAAAAAGAUGGAAAAAUUAUACUAUGGUAUCACCAGAUCCUGAUGAAUGAGGAAGAUGCUGAGAAAACUACAUGCAUCACACCUUGGGGAAGCUCAGAUCACUGGGUAGAUUUGAAGAAAUUCUUUGACAGGCUAAGACGGUACGAUUUAAAAUUGAAUCCUGCAAAGUGUACAUUUGGCGUUCCCGAUGGAAAGCUAUUGGGUUUCAUAGUGAGUAGGAAAGUGAUUUAUGAACCGAUAUUCAAGCUGUUGAGAAAGAACGAUGCUACCAAGUGGAUAGAAGAGUGCCAACAAGCUUUCAACAGAUUCAAGGAGUAUUUGUCUAAUCCACCCAUUUUGGUGCCCCCAGAACCCGAAAGGCAUUUAUUGUUAUAUUUGUCUGUGUCAGAAAAUGCAUUCAGGUGUAUUUUGGGACAACAUGAUGAAACUGGAAAGAAGGAGCAAGCAAUAUAUUACUUGAGCAAGAAGUUCACGUCUUAUAAAGCCCGGUAUACAUUAUUGGAGCGUACAUGUUGUGCCCUGACUUGGAUUGCUCAGAAGUUAAGGCAUUACAUGUGUGCAUACACCACUUUUCUGAUUUCCAGAAUGGAUCCACUCAAGUACAUCUUUCAGAAGCCCAUGCCUAUCGAAAAGUUAGCGAAGUGGCAGAUUUCGCUAAGUGAAUUUGACACUGUUUAUGUCACUCGACAAGCUUUAGCUGACCAUCUUGCCGAAAAUCCUGUAGAUGAAGAGUACAAGCCUCUUAAAACUUAUUUCCCAAAUGACGAAGUUCUAUUUGUUGGAGAAUAUAUUUCAGAAGAAUAUCCAGGUUGGAGAAUGUUCUUUGAUGGAGCAGCAAACUUCAAAGGAGUUGGUAUUGGGGCAGCACUAAUUUCAGAAUUAGGACAAUAUUAUCCAAUCUCGGUAAAGCUCAGAUUUCCAUGCACUAACAAUAUGGAAAAAUACGAGGCUUGCAUUCUUGGUCUUAGAAUGGAUGUUGACAUGAAUGUUCAGGAACUGUUGGUCACUGGAGAUUCAGAUUUGGUAAUUCAUCAAGAACAAGGCGAAUGGAGUGUCAAGAACGUGAAGCUACUUCCAUAUCUGGAGUGCAUGAAAGAGUUGUGCAAGAAGUUUAUCAUGGUUGAAUUUAAGCAUGUCCCAAGAAUUCAGAAUGAGUUACCAGAUGCACUGGCGACCUUGUCCUCUAUGAUUCAACAUCCAGACAAGAAUUUCAUAGAUCCUAUCAAGGUAAAUGUACAAGACCAACCAACAUACUGUUUUCACAUUGAUGAGGAGCUGGAUGGAAAACCUUGGUACUACGACAUCAAGAGGUAUCUCAAGAAGGGAGACUAUCCAGAAGGUGUGGCUAGCAUUCAGAAGAAAACACUUCGAAGAUUGGCAAAUCACUUUUUCCUAAAUGGAGAAAUCCUUUAUAGGAGAAAUCUAGAUUUAGGAUUGUUAAGGUGUGUCGACGCUCAGGAGGCAACCAGGUUAGUCGAAGAAAUACAUGGGGGCAUGUGCGGGCCACAUAUGAAUGGUUUUAUUUUGGAAAAGAAAAUUCUUCGGGCUGGCUAUUUUUGGAUGACAAUGGAAACAGAUUACAUUCGCUUUGUGCAAAAAUUCCACCAAUGUCAGAUUCAUGGUGACUUGAUUCAUGUUCCGCCAAAUAAACUCAAUGUGACGAGUUCUCCUUGGCCGUUUGCAGCUUGGGGCAUGAAUGUCAUCAUCCCUAUUGAGUCAUCUGCAUUAAAUGUACAUUAGUAUUUGGUAGCUAUCGAUUAUUUCACCAAAUGGGUGGAAGCUUCCUCAUACAGAUCUGUAACAAAGAAGGUGGUGACAGAUUUUGUUUGCAAUAACAUUAUUUGUCGAUUUGGAGUUCCGAAAUCAAUUAUAACAGAUAAUGGAGCUAAUCUCAAUAGCGGCUUAAUGCGUGAGAUAUACGAGAAGUUUAAGAUUAAUCAUCAUAAUUCCACCCCUUACCGUCCUCAGAUAAAUGGAGUAGUUGAGGCCACCAAUAAAAACAUCAAGUGGAUAUUAAGGAAAAUGAUUGAUAACUACAAGCACUGGCAUGAGAAUUUGCCAUUUUCCCUUCUCGUCUAUCACACCACUAUUAGGACCUCUACUGGAGCAACACCCUAUCUGUUGGUUUAUGGAACAGAAGUAGUGUUACCCGCAGAAGUAGAGAUACCGUCUUUGAGAAUCAUUCAGGAAGCUAAAUUGAGUGAUGCCCAAUGGAUUCAAAAUCGGUAUGAACAAUUGAUGCUAAUUGAUGAAAAGAGGAUGAACGGAGUUUAUCAUGGGCAACUUUAUCAGAAUAGAAUGGCCAGAGCCUUCAACAAGAAGGUGCGAUUGAGAUAAUUUAAGCUGGGACAAUUGGUGUUGAAGCAUAUAUUUCCGCACCAGAAUGAAUCUAAAGGAAAAUUUGCACCCAACUGGCAAGGGCCUUAUAUUGUUCACCGAGUAAUCACCGGCGGAGCACUGAUCCUAGCAGAAAUGGAUGGCGAAGUGUGGCCGAAAGCCAUAAAUGCUGAUGUUGUUAAGAGAUACUAUGUCUAG